AUGGGCAUCAUAAUGAUUCGUUUUAUGAAUGCAAAAACAAAACCUUAUUGUCUCAGUAUUGUUCAAAAGUAUGAUUACGAAAACUAUCUGUGUUCACUGUUGCUACCUGGUUCAAGACGUAACUUUGCUUUGGCCUUAAGAGCUUUCAACGUAGAACUAGCUCAAAUAUGUGACCGAUCAGAAAAUCUGGCUCAAGCUAAAUACCGGUUUCAGUUUUGGAGGGAGAUUAUCGAAUAUCUAUUUGAUAGCUCCAAUAAUUCGUCACCACACCACACUCCUCUUGGACGAGAGCUCAAAGAAUCAGUUUCAGGUCUAGUAUUAUCAAAACAACGAUUCUAUCAGCUAGUCAAUUCAAGGGAGCGACACUUUAAUAAUGUUUUUUUUCCUACUUGCAAAGCAGCUGAAGCGUAUUUUGAUGAUGCCUAUGUUCCGAUUCAUUCUCUAAUAUCUGAGGCUUAUGGAUUUGAAAUGACUUCAUUAAACCCAUUGCUUAAUCACUUUGGACGAGCUCAGGGAAUGGCGAAUAUGUUACGUAGUUCAGUUUUAUUAGCUCAACAUAAAAAUGUUCUACUAUUUCCUUUGGAUGUAAUAAAUCAACAUAACUUAACUCAAGAACAUGUACUUCGUUUUCUACGUAAUGAUCCUUCGAUGACUAGUACAGUUGAUAAACCCAUAAAAAAAUUAACGUGUUAUAUUGCUUCUUUGGGUCAUUAUCAUGCUAAACGUGUUUCCCAUCUGAGUUCGGAAUUAAUGAUGCAAUCACUCUCAACGCCAACGUUCAAUUCAGCAAAGUUGAAAAAAAAAGAUUUGCAACAAAAACAUUUAAUACAAAAUGUUUUGCCCAAACUUUUACUACCUCUACUCCCUAUAAAUAAAUAUUUGGAUUUUUUAGGUUACUCGGCAGAUUUCGAUUUACGUUUUAAUUUCAAAUACAAUAAUGA
This is a messenger RNA of Schistosoma rodhaini, 941 nucleotides long. The record is from the annotation of a GenBank genome assembly. Lineage: Eukaryota; Metazoa; Platyhelminthes; Trematoda; Strigeidida; Schistosomatidae.